ACCGGAAAUGUGUCACUUACUGGCUCGCUCAUAGGUCUCGCUUGGUUUGUUUAUAUCAGCCACUGUAGAGUUCACGUGGAUUAAAGUCAGGCUGAGCAUGUCACUGAGAUACUCUCCGAAUCUCUUACUGAGACUCUGUGGUGGGACUUUAAAGACCUGCUCGUGUUUGAGUACCACUAGGAGACAAUACAGCACAGACAGAGUAAGAGCUCAGAGGAGGGUUGUCAUCACAGGCAUCGGACUCGUUUCACCCCUCGGAACAGGAAGUGCUCUUCCUUGGCAGCGUCUGAUUGGUGGAGAGAGUGGUUUGGUUGCUCUGGAUGCAGAUGAAUAUAAAACAGUGCCAUGCAAGGUGGCAGCUCGUGUUCCCAGAGGAGAUAAAGAUGGAGAUUUUAAAGAGGACACGUUUGUAUCCAAAGGGGAGAUCAACAGUAUGUCUCCAGCCACAGUUAUGGCAAUAGGUGCUGCCCAGCUGGCCCUAGAGGAUUGUGGGUGGUUUCCCAACAGCCUUGAGGAACAGCUUAGCACUGGUGUUGCGGUGGGCAUGGGUAUGGUUUCUCUGGAGGAGAUUGCGCGAACGGCGGCUGCAUUUCAAACACGUGGCUACAACAAGGUCAGUCCGUUCUUUGUACCUCGCAUCCUGGUCAACAUGGCCGCCGGCCACAUAAGCAUCAGACACAAACUGAAGGGUCCCAAUCAUGCUGUUUCAACUGCAUGCACCACAGGGGCGCAUGCUAUCGGAGACGCCGCCCGUUUUAUCGCUCACGGUGAUGCUGUGGUGAUGCUCGCCGGUGGCACGGAGGCAUGCGUCGGCCCGCUAUCUAUAGCAGGGUUCUCUCGUGCUCGGGCCCUAAGCACCAGCUGGAACAAGGAACCCAGACUGGCUUCUCGUCCAUUUCACCCAGAGAGAGAUGGGUUUGUGAUGGGUGAGGGGGCAGCAGUGCUUGUUCUAGAGGAGUAUGGGCACGCCCGUCAGAGAGGUGCUCGGGUUUAUGCAGAGGUGCUGGGCUACGGGCUCUCUGGAGACGCCAGUCACAUCACAGCACCAACCGCAGAUGGAGACGGAGCCUUCAGGUGCAUGGCCGCUGCGAUUCGUGACGCUGGAGUAUUUGCCUCAGACGUGACAUACGUCAAUGCCCACGCGACUUCCACACCGCUAGGAGAUGCCGCUGAGAACAAGGCCAUUAAAAGAUUGUUUCAGCAGCAUGCACAUUCACUGGCUGUGUCCUCUACUAAAGGUGCCACAGGUCAUCUUCUGGGAGCCGCAGGUGCGCUGGAGGCAGCGUUCACGGCGCUGGCGUGUUACCAUGGCACCCUGCCUCCAACGCUGAAUCUGGACCGAACAGACCCAGAGUUUGACUUGAAUUAUGUGCCUUGCACAGCACAGUCUUGGAACACCAGUGGACAGAGAAUAGCUUUAACAAACUCAUUUGGGUUCGGAGGAACAAACGCAGCACUGUGUCUUGCUAGUGUGUGAAAUGUUAUUGGGGCUGAUAUAAACAUUUGGUUACACUGAUAUCUUUGCACAAAUCUUCUGUUCUAUCAGUUAUGUAACAUAGAUCAUCAUAUAGUGUCUGUUAUUAUUGAGUUAACACUGAAUGAAUUGGAAAAUCAAGACCGCAUGCUGAAUGAAGGACAUUUUGUGUUGUGUUGUGUUUUGGCCCACUCCCUGUGUUUUUUUUUUUUUUGCAUGUUUGCCACACUCUAAUGUUUCAGAUCAUGAAACAACAAAUUUAAAUAUUGAUCAAAAAUAACACAAGUAAACAUAACAUGCAGUUUUUAAAUGAAGGUUUUUAUUAGGAAGGGAAAACAAAAUCCAAACACACAUGGCCUUGUGUGAAAAAGUGCUUUGAUUAAUAUUUACAUUUGAUUCAUGAUCUGAAACAUUUAAGUGUGACAAACAUGCUAAGAAAUAAAAAAGUAAUAUGUAUGUAUGUGUUUGUAUGUUAUAUGUAUGUUGUAUGUAUGUAUGUAUGUUCAGUGCCAACAGCAUACAUAUUGCAUACUAAAAAGAGUAUGAUUAUGUCAGUAUAUUGUAUUAAAUUUAUAUUUUUUAUAGUUUAUUAAAAAAAUAAAAAUAAACGAAAUGUCGUAUUACUUAUAAAAAUAAAUGUAUUUACUACAGAUUU
Paramisgurnus dabryanus is the source of this 2129-nucleotide messenger RNA. It is a transcript of the gene oxsm, whose product is annotated as 3-oxoacyl-ACP synthase, mitochondrial. Gene Ontology annotation, molecular function: 3-oxoacyl-[acyl-carrier-protein] synthase activity. Gene Ontology annotation, cellular component: mitochondrion. The record is from RefSeq and is a predicted model, not a curated record. Lineage: Eukaryota; Metazoa; Chordata; Actinopteri; Cypriniformes; Cobitidae. Gene Ontology annotation, biological process: fatty acid biosynthetic process.